Theobroma cacao (cacao) is the source of this 1926-nucleotide messenger RNA. RefSeq names its product SERINE CARBOXYPEPTIDASE-LIKE 49 (gene SCPL49). The record is from RefSeq and is a predicted model, not a curated record. Gene Ontology annotation, biological process: proteolysis. Gene Ontology annotation, cellular component: vacuole. Gene Ontology annotation, molecular function: serine-type carboxypeptidase activity. NCBI's taxonomy places the organism in Eukaryota, Viridiplantae, Streptophyta, Magnoliopsida, Malvales, Malvaceae.
GAAAUAACAACUGACAACUACCAUUCCCCACUAAAUCAGACUGUCAGUUUCUUCCUCGCUCGCUAUAAAUAUUCAUUUCUCUCACGAUCUCCUUUCCUUACUCUCAAAGAGAAAAAGAAAAGAUGGCAAAUCCGAAAAUCUUAUACCUGUUUUCUGUUUCCCUUCUCUUCCUCAUUUCCAUCUCCUCCGCGGCCGCUUCCUCCUUCUUAGACGAGCGGCGACUCGGAGGAUCAAGUUUCCCCUCGAUACAUGCGAAGAAGUUGAUAAGGGAGUUGAAUUUGUUUCCUAAAGAGGAAGUCAACGUCGUUGAUGGAGGCCAGGUUUCCUUACCGGAGGAUUCGAGGUUGGUGGAGAAGCGGUUCAAGUUCCCGAAUUUGGCGGUGCCUGGUGGGGUUUCCGUUGAGGAUUUGGGUCACCAUGCUGGUUAUUACAAGCUAGCUAAUUCUCAUGAUGCCAGAAUGUUCUAUUUCUUCUUUGAAUCGCGAAAUAGCAAAAAGGACCCUGUUGUAAUCUGGUUGACUGGAGGGCCAGGGUGUAGUAGUGAAUUGGCUUUGUUUUAUGAAAAUGGUCCUUUCACCAUUGCUGAUAACAUGUCUCUUAUUUGGAAUCAGUAUGGUUGGGACAUGGCAUCGAACCUUCUGUAUGUGGACCAACCCAUUGGUACUGGCUUUAGUUAUAGUUCUGAUAGAAGGGACAUUCGUCAUAAUGAAGAUGAAGUUAGCAACGACCUAUAUGACUUCUUACAGGCAUUCUUUGCUGAACACCCUGAGUUUGAAAAGAAUGACUUUUAUAUAACUGGAGAAUCAUAUGCUGGGCACUACAUUCCAGCUUUUGCUGCCCGAGUCCACCAAGGAAACAAAGCUGAAGAUGGAAUUCAUAUAAACCUAAAGGGAUUUGCUAUUGGUAAUGGCCUGACUGACCCUGCAAUCCAGUAUAAAGCUUACACAGAUUAUGCUUUGGACAUGGGGGUAAUUAAGAAGUCUGACUACAAUCGUAUCAACAAGCUGGUUCCAGUUUGUGAAAUGGCAAUAAAGCUUUGUGGCACUGAUGGCACAAUCUCUUGCAUGGCUUCAUAUUUUGUCUGCAAUGCCAUAUUCACUGGCAUCAUGGCACUUGCUGGCGAUACAAAUUACUACGACAUUAGAACGAAAUGUGAAGGGAGCCUUUGCUAUGACUUCUCAAACAUGGAGACAUUUCUGAACCAGGAAUCUGUUAGGGAUGCCCUUGGAGUUGGGAGUAUUGACUUUGUGUCCUGCAGUCCUACAGUGUAUCAGGCCAUGCUGGUUGACUGGAUGAGGAAUCUUGAAGUUGGCAUUCCUGCUCUCCUAGAGGAUGGUGUCAAGCUUCUUGUAUAUGCUGGAGAAUAUGAUCUCAUCUGCAACUGGCUUGGCAAUUCGAGAUGGGUCCAUGCAAUGGAAUGGUCUGGUCAGAAGGAGUUUGUAGCAUCUCCUGAGGUUCCUUUUGUCGUUGAUGGCUCAGAAGCAGGAGUCUUGAAAACUCAUGGACCUCUUGGUUUCCUAAAGGUUCACGAUGCAGGUCACAUGGUUCCUAUGGACCAGCCAAAGGCAGCAUUGGAGAUGCUGAAGCGGUGGACUAAGGGUACAUUAUCUGAAGCUGCCGAUUCAGAGAAAUUGGUUGCUGAAAUAUGAUUUCCAUCAUUGCACUGCUUGCAUACAAUUUAGUUGGCAUUAGAAUGGGAAUAGCCGUAUCGUAAAGCUCUGGGGUUUCUAUGUAUGCCUGUAAAUAAUUGCAUGUUAAUGCUAGUACAAUGGUAUCUUUGUUUUUUUGAAGAUCACCUACUGAACUUAUAUGAAUCAAGGACUUAUAAAAAUCUUCAAGCUGGCUUACUUAAUUACUAUACAUGGUUAUAGAUACACAUUGUUUAAUGAAAUUUUAUUUGUCCAAUUAAUGAAGGAGAUUAAAGUA